AUGGAUCAAAGGCUGGAAAAAUUGGAGCAAAUACAGAAGGAGAUACAGGAACAGAUGCAAGCGCAAAUGCAAGAGCAAUUAGCUAAGAUCCAGCCGGAAAAAGGAAAGAGUCCUGUGACUAAUACUGAGGACGACAGUGAGAUCCUUACUUACGCUCCAGGUUUCACCCCAACAAAUACCCCAGUACCACCACAAGGGGUGUCUACCAAUAUCAAACCCCAAUAUCAGACUGGUACUUCAGUAUUGAUAAAUUUCCCAACGGGCUCGUGUUCUAACCCCGAAGACAAUUGUGCAAAUCCUAUGGCCCUUGACCUUGAUAAUAUAGCGAAAGAAGAAAAGGCAAGAGCGGAAUUUCCAGAAAUGGAUGCUAAGGAGUUGAGCCUGGUUCCAGAUUUGGUACUCCCUCCGAAGUUCAAAAUGCCAGAAUUUGAAAAAUACAGCGGAACCAAUUACCCUGAGGCUCACAUUACGAUGUUUUGUCGGAGGAUGACUGGUCAUGUCAAUAACGAUCAGUUAUUGAUUCACUGUUUUCAGGACAAUUUGGCUGGGGCUGCGGCCAAAUGGCAAUGUGCUCAGAGAUGGAGGGAAGUUGCUACACAAGUCCAACUGCCAUUGUUGGAAAAAGAAACAACCAUGCUUUUCAUUAAUACCUUGAAGGCACCUUUUAUUAAUCACAUGCUGGAGAGUGCGACUAAGAGUUUCGCGGACAUAGUAAUAUCCGUUGAAAUGAUAGAGAAUGUGAUAAGAUGCGGAAAGAUAGAGGCUGGGGAAAGCAAUAGGAGGUCGGCCCCGAAAAAGAGAGAAAAUGAAGUCAGCAAUGUGAGCAUGAGCUAUGCAAAACCAAUCAUAGUAAAUCAACCGAAAGCAGUGGCCACGGGCCAGCAAGCUUCAGCAAGACAGGAGUCCAAUACAAAACAAAGCACGAAAAAGUUCUGGUUUAUUCCUAUUCCAAUAACAUACCGGGAGCUGUACAAAAGUCUAUUUGAUGCACAUGUCGUAUCCUCGUUCUACUUAAAACUGUUGCAACCCCCAUACCCUAAGUGGUAUGAUGCAAGUGCCCAAUGUGAAUAUCAUGCAGGAAUCACGGGGCACUCGAUAGAGAACUGCACCUCCUUCAAAAGGGUAGUCGAAAGGCUCAUCAACAUGGGUGUUGUGAAGUUCGACGAUGCACCUAGUGUAGGAAAUCCGUUACCCAAUCAUACUGAUGAUGGGGUAAAUGCGAUAGUCAAGAAUAUGGUUAGGAGAAUUAAGUUGGAUGUGGCAGAAGUGAAAGCCCCAAUGAGGGAAGGUCUAAUGGACAACAAAGAACUGAAGAUCUUUGAAUUUACUGAGGAGGAAGAUGUAUGCACCCGAGAUGAGGGAUCGAUGAAGAAGGUCAAUCACCCGGUGGUGAUCAUUUCACGACCGAAAAUCAAUGAAGCUGGAGCAAGAAUUAUGCCAAGAGUUGUAAUUCAGAAACCCGCGGCUUUUCGAUAUAAGGAUAGUAAAAAGGUGUUUUAG
This is a messenger RNA of Gossypium arboreum, 1500 nucleotides long. RefSeq lists its product as uncharacterized. The coding region runs from base 1 to 1500 and encodes 499 amino acids. The transcript has 5 exons. Lineage: Eukaryota; Viridiplantae; Streptophyta; Magnoliopsida; Malvales; Malvaceae. The record is from RefSeq and is a predicted model, not a curated record.